ACGUCCCAAGCUGAUGAUGAUCAGAAGUACAAAAUCAGAAUAUUAUAUUCUGAUAUGGUGAUACAUCUGAGUGAGAGGAUUAGCCCAGAUAAGAAAUUGACCUGGCUGAAACUUUUGACAGCACUAGACCCAUUGUUACCUGAUGAACUCAAUGGUGACGACAUUUUAUAUAUUGGACAAAUACUUGAUAAGCUGAGGGCAAAAGGAAAAAUUGAUCGUAUGAGAGGCUCCUUUGAGGAACUCUAUUACGCACUUCGUAAAGUUGAUGUUGAAGCAGCCGGGGUUGUUAAUGAGACUUCAAUCAAGAUAAAAGCACUCCUGUCUGAAGGACCACCGGCAGCAAAGAAACCUGGAACCGAAAGAGAUGGAAACCAGAUUAGAGCAAAAAAAUUGGCUAUUUCGACGCAUAAGCAAAUAAUUGAGACACAGGAAGAUUCUGAAGCAGCAUUCAUAGACUGUAAAGUGGAUCCUGUACCAAACAGUAUUGAAUGGAAAAGAGACAAAAGAUCACCACCAGAGAAAAGAGUUGUCGUUGACAAUCAUAAAUACUUUUAUAGUGUGGAAGUGCCAACACUUGUGAUAAGAAACCCAAACAAACCAGUGGAUGAAGGUUACUACCAAUGCACGGCAGAAGCCAAUGGAAAAUCAGCAGAUGGCGAUGUUGUAAAACUUAAAGUGUCAAUUCUAGCUGAAAGAUUAGCGCGGCAAAAAGGAUCAGAUUGA
Pecten maximus is the source of this 723-nucleotide messenger RNA. RefSeq lists its product as uncharacterized. The transcript has 4 exons. NCBI's taxonomy places the organism in Eukaryota, Metazoa, Mollusca, Bivalvia, Pectinida, Pectinidae. The record is from RefSeq and is a predicted model, not a curated record. The annotation marks the transcript as partial.